UUGUGAAGUCAGCAAUUCGGGCAAAGAAAAAAAAAACACAAACACACACUUCUUCGGUUUCAUUUCAAGAGUUUAUUUCGCUCACUUGUUCGGACAAAACCCAUUAAAAAAAUAAGCUUUAGAUAGAGAGAGAGAGAGAGAAAGAAAAAAAGAGAGAGAAAGAGAGAGAAAAACCCGAAAACCCUUUGGAUUUUCAAUAUUGUUGUUGAGAGAGAGGCUGAUGAGAGAAGAGCUCGAAGACGAAGAAGAGCUUUGAGAAAAAAAAAAACACGACGCCGUUUUGAAAGAAGGAAGGAAUGGCUCAGAAGCUUCAGCUUCAGCUGAAGGAGGUCGGAUCCAAGCUCGAGACUCCUCCUUCUACCAAAGACUCUCUCGUCAAGCUCUUGAAGCAAGCUGCAACAUGUCUCUCUGAGUUGGAUCAAUCACCAUCGGCUUCAAUCAUGGAGUCAAUGCAGCCUUUUCUUAAUGCAAUCGUCAAGCCUGAAUUGCUGAGGCAUCAAGAUAGGGAUGUCAAGCUUCUAGUAGCAACAUGUAUUUGUGAGAUAACCCGCAUUACUGCACCCGAAGCUCCAUACAGUGAUGAUGUUCUAAAGGAUAUCUUUCGUUUGAUUGUGAGCACUUUUAGUGGGUUAAGUGAUACUAGUGGUCCAUCAUUUGGUAGGAGAGUGGUCAUUUUGGAGACUCUUGCAAAAUAUAGGUCAUGUGUUGUGAUGUUGGAUCUUGAAUGUGAUGAUCUGGUGAAUGAAAUGUUCAGUACAUUUUUUGCUGUUGCCAGUGAUGAUCAUUCAGAAAGUGUUCUGUCAUCAAUGCAAACAAUUAUGGUUGUACUCUUAGAGGAGAGUGAGGAUGUCAGGGAGGAUCUUUUGUUUGUUAUAUUGUCUAUACUGGGUCGUAAUAGAAGUGAUAUUACUAUGGCUGCAAGGAGGCUUGCGAUGAAUGUCGUAGAGCACUGUGCGGGAAAACUUGAAGCUGGCAUAAAACAGUUCCUUGUAUCAUCAAUUUCAGGAGAUAAUAGGUCACUGAAUAGCCAAAUUGACCACCAUGAAGUUAUUUUUGAUAUAUAUCGCUGUGCUCCUCAGAUCCUAUUAGGAGUAGCCCCAUACCUGACAGGAGAGCUACUGACUGAUCAGCUAGAUACUCGGUUGAAAGCAGUGGGGUUAGUUGGAGACCUAUUUUCUCUGCCAGGCACUGCUAUCCCUGAAGCCUUUCAGCCUAUCUUUUCAGAGUUUUUGAAGAGGUUGACUGACAGAGUUGUUGAGGUUCGAAUGUGUGUUCUUGAACAUGUCAAGAGCUGUCUGCUCUCUAAUCCGUUAAGAGCUGAAGCUGCUCAAAUAAUUGAUGCACUUUGUGACCGGCUGUUGGACUUUGACGAAAAUGUACGAAAACAAGUUGUUGCUGUAAUCUGCGAUGUGGCAUGUCGGGCUCUAAAUGCUAUCCCUCUUGAAACAGUAAAGCUUGUAGCUGAGCGCGUUCGGGACAAAUCUCUCCUUGUUAAAAAAUAUACCAUGGAGAGAUUGGCUGAGAUAUACAGGGUGUAUUGCUUGAAGUGCUCUGAUGGCUCAAUUAUGUCCGAUGAUUUUGACUGGAUUCCUGGGAAGAUUUUAAGAUGUUUUUAUGAUAAAGAUUUCCGAUCAGAUACAAUUGAAUCUAUUCUGUGUGGGUCCUUGUUCCCAAUUGAGUCCUCGGUCAAAGAUAUAGUUAAGCAUUGGGUAAGAGUUUUCUCAGGAUUUGAUAAAGUUGAGGUGAAGGCCCUUGAGAGGAUACUGGAGCAGAAGCAAAGGUUACAACAAGAGAUGCAGAGAUACCUAUCUCUUAGGCAAAUGAAUCAGGAUGGUGAUGCUCCUGAGAUCCAAAAAAAAGUGAUUUUCUGCUUCCGAAUUAUGUCUCGCUCGUUUGCUGACCCUACAAAGGCUGAAGAGAAUUUUCUGAUUCUUGAUCAAUUGAAAGAUGCUAAUAUCUGGAAGAUUUUGACAAAUCUUGUUGAUCCAAACACUAACUUCCAUCAAGCUUACACUUUUCGGGAUGAUUUGCUUAGAAUACUUGGUGAGAAACAUCGACUCUAUGACUUUCUGAGCAAUCUCUCCGUGAAGUGUUCUUAUUUACUUUUCAACAAGGAGCAUGUGAAAGAAAUAAUUUUGGAGGCUGCCACACAAAAAUCCGCUGGGAAUACACAAUAUACUCAAUCAUGCAUGAAUAUACUAGUGAUCCUUGCACGCUUCUGUCCAUUGCUGCUCAGUGGUUCUGAAGGGGAAUUAUUGAAUUUUCUUAAAGAUGAUGAUGAAAUAAUAAAAGAAGGUGUCUUGCAUGUUCUAGCAAGGGCUGGUGGUACCAUCCGAGAACAACUGGCAGAUUCCCUGGCUGAUUCAUUGAGUUCCAUAGACCUUAUAUUGGAGAGGCUAUGUUUAGAAGGGAGUCGAAGACAGGCCAAGUACGCUGUACAUGCCUUGGCUGCCAUAACAAAGGAUGAUGGACUUAAGUCACUUUCUGUUUUAUAUAAGAGGCUUGUGGAUAUGUUGGAGGAGAAGACACAUUUGCCUGCUGUACUACAAUCUCUAGGGUGUAUAGCACAGACUGCAAUGCCAGUUUUUGAAACCAGAGAGAGUGAAAUUGAAGAUUUCAUAAUAAACAAGAUUCUGAAGUGCAGUAACAAAGCAGAAGAUGAUUCAAAAACAUCUUGGGAUGACAGAAGUGAACUUUGUUUGUUAAAGAUUUUUGGCAUCAAGACUUUGGUUAAAAGCUAUUUGCCUGUUAAAGAUGCUCAUGUUCGUCCUGGCAUCAAUGGUCUUCUGGAUAUCCUCAGAAACAUACUUUCUUUGGGAGAGAUAUCAAAAGACGUAGAAUCAAGCUCAGUUGAUAAGGCCCAUUUGAGGCUUGCUUCUGCAAAGGGGAUUCUUCGUCUGUCAAAGCAUUGGGAUGAGAAGAUUCCUGUUGAUAUCUUCUACUUAACCUUGAGGACCUCAGAGAUUAGUUUCCCUCAAGCUAAAAAACUAUUCCUGAGCAAAGUCCAUCAGUAUAUAAAGGAUCGACAUUUGGAUGCAAAAUAUGCUUGUGCAUUCUUAAUUGGAUCCAAGCCGCUAGAGAUUGAAGAGGAUAAACAGAACCUUGCUGACAUUAUUCAAAUGUAUCAUCAAGCAAAGGCUCGACAACACUCUGUGCAAUCUGAUGGAAAUUCCUUGACAAAUUAUCCUGAAUACAUUCUCCCAUUCCUGGUUCAUGCUCUUGCUCAUCAUUCAUGUCCCAAUAUUGAUGAAUGUAAGGAUGUCAAAGCAUUUGAACUAAUAUACAGGCAAUUGCACUUAAUUAUUUCUAUGCUGGUGCAUAGAGAUGAAGAUGCCAAGUCAGAAGCUAGUACGAACAAGGAAAAGGAGAAAGAAGUUAUUUCUGUUAUUAACUCUAUCUUUCAUAGUAUCAAGUGCUCCGAGGAUGUGGUUGAUGCAGCAAAAUCAAAGAAUUCGCAUGCUAUUUGUGACCUUGGGUUGUCAAUCACCAAGCGUUUAGCCGCAAAGGAGGAUGACUUACAGGGGUUUACUGCAUCAAUCCCUUUGCCCUCUAUGGUGUAUAAAUCGUUUGAAAAGCAAGAAGGGGAUGACUCUGUGGCCAAUGUGGGGCAAACAUGGUUGGCCGAUGAGAACAUCUUGACUCACUUUGAAUCACUUAAGUUAGAAACUGAUGAAAAGCAGGUUUUUUCUGAAGGAGCUCAGGGUGAAGAGAAACAUGGUGAAGUAGAUGGAAAUGAAAUGCCCAUAGGGAAAAUGUUAAAACACUUAAAAUCUAAGGGGGCCAAGGCUAAACAGGUGAAAAAGAACAAGUCUUCACCAGCUGAAGCAAAAAAGGCUGAAAAUGAUGUUGAUAUCUUGAAAAUGGUGAGGGAAAUUAAUAUUGAUAACUUGGGGGUUUCCACUAAGUUUGAAUCAAGCAAUGGUCAUGAACAUUUUCCAAGUAAGAAAGCAAAAGUUGAUCCUAAACAUGAAAAAGGUAAAAAAAGAAUCGCUAGUGAUACAGCAUCUGUUCAAGUACCGAAACGCCGGAGAUCAUCACCAGCUCACAGUGCUUUCAGAUCACCAACAAGUACUUCAAAGGCCCGUUCAAGAGUUUCUAGGGAUGAAUUAGAUAGAAGCAGACUUUCCUCACUUCAAUCCAUUGAAAUGGAUCAAGACAGUGGCUUUGAUGUAAAAGACAAAAUAUCUACGCAGAAGAAAAAGGCUGAAGGUGCUGAGACAGACUUGUUGGUAUCUUCCAUUCAAAAGAACAAAAGCUCCUCAUCAAAACAAAAGGGCAAGUUGUCUGACCGGGGCCAUAAUGAUGAGGAAAAUGAAGUGGGAGAAGCCAAUGACCAUGAUGUGGAGAAGCCUAAUGUGCUGACAGAGACUGAUAAAAUUAACAUAAAUAGUAAUGUCAAGUCUCCAAUGGGGUCUAGCAGGAAGCGGAAGAGGAGAAGCAUUGCAGGAUUGGCGAAGUGCACAUCAAAGGCUGGUGGACUAGAUAUCGAAGAUCUGAGUGGUUGCAGAAUAAAAGUUUGGUGGCCUAUGGAUAAGAAAUUUUAUCAAGGCACGGUUAAGUCUUAUGAUCCUCUAAAAGGAAAGCAUGUGGUAUUAUACGAAGAUGGGGAUGUGGAAGUUCUCCGUUUAGAAAAGGAGCGCUGGGAGCUUGUUGACAAUGGUCGCAAGCCUUCAAAGAAACAGAAGUUAAAUUCAUCAAAGGGCACCCCGUCGAAAGAAGUGUCACCUGGGAAGAAAAAUAAAAAUUCAGGUGGUUCUCAUCGGAAUAAGGAAUCAGUUAAGAAUGUUAAAGGAAAAAGAACUCCAAAAAGAAAUCCGAAGCAUGGACGGAAGGGUGUAUUAAAAAGUGACUUGGGUGAAGCUGAAGACAAAGGGAAUUUUGACAUGCCAAAUCCUGAACCCACUACAUCAUCCAAAGCAGAUGAAAUGAACUCAGAUGAUUCAGAAGGGGAACAAGCUGAAAUGGACGAGAACCUAACAGAUAGUGAGGAACCUGAGAAGGAAGUGAAGCCAGUUUCAAAAACAAAACAGUUGGAAGACACGGAGAAGACCCCAGAUCUUGCGGAUGAAUCUGAUGGAGAAGAAAAUCCCGAUUCUGAAGGGAUAAGUGCUGAAGAUAUUGAGACUGUCCCAGGAGAUAGUCAAAAUGGUCCUGAAGAGAAAUCUCAUUCAGAAGAUAAAGAAGCAGAUGAAUCAAGCAGCACCUUGAAAGAGGUAUCUAAUGAAGAAGACAAAUCCGAUUCAGAAGAGAAUCAAGAAACCAAUGAAAGCAGUCCCACAAAACAGAAGAAGCCUAGAAGAGGGUCAUUAGAUCCUUCUGAUGCCCUUGAUGCUGAAAUUUCUGAUGAUGAGCCUCUUAUGAAGUGGAAGCGGCGAGCGGGGAAAAGGAAAAGUGGCUCAAGACGGUAGGGUAAGUAGCUGUAGUAGCGGUGACGUACAAUACUUCACUAAGCUGUGGUGCUGUGGCAGGUUCAAUGUCGGUGCUUUCUGUCUAGUUAUAGGCGCCAAGAGUGAAAGAAGAUGAAUGCCAUUCAAUCGUGUAAACAAGACUAAUAAGCGUACAGAGUAGUUUGCCGGGUGGGCAGCCAUGUGUAGAAUGUAAAAUAACAGUAGAAGUUCCCACGUUUAGGUAACCAGUGCAGUGUUAGAAAGUGGGGGUGAUGAUCCAACAGAUGACCGUGUUAGUGGCUAGGUGGUAGUAGGUUUGGCACAUAAUUUUAUCAUGAGGUGUGGUGCGCAUCUUUUUUGAUCUCUCAGAUUGAUAAAUUGAUGGGCCACAUGUACAGUUUAUACGUGGGGAUAGAUGUAUGUUAGUAUAUUCAUGUUUGAUUCCUAACAAAACCUUUACAAGUUAUAAUCUGACUGCUACUCUGUCUACAGUUUUUUCUGUAAUUUGUAUUCCUCACUUCUCUAUUUUCUUUAA
Messenger RNA from Quercus lobata, 5922 nucleotides. Its product is annotated as binding protein. The record is from RefSeq and is a predicted model, not a curated record. The coding region runs from base 297 to 5408 and encodes 1703 amino acids. Lineage: Eukaryota; Viridiplantae; Streptophyta; Magnoliopsida; Fagales; Fagaceae. The transcript is spliced from 33 exons. Gene Ontology annotation, biological process: DNA repair; mitotic sister chromatid cohesion. Gene Ontology annotation, cellular component: nucleus; chromatin.